UCUCCCCUUCCAGCCUCAGCAUCCCAGGGCCCGGAUCCCCAUCCCGUCCCGCCCCGUCCCUCCCAGCCCCAACGCAGACGCCUCCCUCGCGUCUCCUGCCCACCCGCCCUCCCCGGACGGCGCUCGGGAACCUGCCAUCCAGCCGGACCUGCCCGCACCCUCGCCAUGAUGGGCCCCCUGCUCGGAGGAAGGUUCUCCCGGCACUGCAAGCGGCACCCGGGGCUCAUUCCCCUCAUUGGCUUCAUCAGUGUCGGCCUGGGCAGCGCUGUCCUGUACUUGGCGCGGCUGGCCCUGUACAGCCCAGACGUCAGCUCAGUGGCCCACGGUCCCCGCAGCCCCAUGCUGUCUAAUGCCUAUCUAAUAUUUGUUUGCUCCCGCUGGGAUCGAAAAAAUGAUCCUGAACCCUGGAAUAAGCUGAGCCCCACGGACCAGUAUAAAUUUCUGGCAGUUUCCACGGACUACAAGAGCCUCAAGAAGGAGCGUCCCAGCUUCUGAGCACCAUGGUGACCCCCACCCGCUGCCCCACAGCACACACGGGUCGACCUGCUCCCCAGCACCCCCAAACCCGCAAUAAACCUCAGCGCUCUGGGAA
This is a messenger RNA of Columba livia (rock pigeon), 592 nucleotides long. RefSeq names its product NDUFA4 mitochondrial complex associated like 2 (gene COXFA4L2). The transcript is spliced from 5 exons. Lineage: Eukaryota; Metazoa; Chordata; Aves; Columbiformes; Columbidae. The record is from RefSeq and is a predicted model, not a curated record. Bases 166 to 495 code for a protein of 109 amino acids.